Knipowitschia caucasica is the source of this 1284-nucleotide messenger RNA. The record is from the annotation of a GenBank genome assembly. NCBI's taxonomy places the organism in Eukaryota, Metazoa, Chordata, Actinopteri, Gobiiformes, Gobiidae.
AUGUGGUCAGUCGUGUCCUCUUCUGCAGCUCUUCCCCCUCCUGCUCCAAAAUGGCGCCAAUAUGAGCGGCUCCUGAGCGCCCACAGGGGCCCGAGCGUGUAUGGGCGAGCAGCGCCACCUACAGGCCGUACAGGCUCUGCAGGCGGUGGUUUGAGUGAACCAUGGAUUACAGUCUGUUCUGAACCCGCUCUGACACCGUCACAGUGGGCCGCUCUCUGGGCUGAUGACACCAACACAGAGAACACAGAGUCAGUCUAUGAAAUGGAAAAUAUCAGAAACGACUCUAUCUUGAGUAGAUUUACGGGCCCAGGGGCGCUCCAACACCGCUCUUGCGAAAUUCGCUCCUGUUUCCAAUCCCGUAAUCAGCUGGAGCCCAUGUGCCCAUGUCCCCUGGUCCCGAUAAACGGGGACGGGGCAGACUGGUUCUGGUCCCAUGGCUCCAGGAUGGAGGGCUUCUUUACUUCCCCGCCCAUGGGCUACUGUGGGCUCCCGGGGCCCAAGAGAGAGGCUCGCCUCAUCGUCCCGCACGGCCUGAACUACCUGGAGCUCUGCAAGGCACUCCUGUCCCAGGCCAGUCCCUCUGUCCCACUGAACAAGAAAACCAGCACCAAGGAUUGUGGCGUGCAGGUGAACGCCAGAGUGCACAAACUCAUCCAGUGUUCUCUGGGCCCCAAGACGCUGUUCUCUGGGGACGCAGAGGGCCCCAAGUCCCUCAAACCCAGGAGCCCAGAUGUGUUCCUUGAUGACGGGACUCCCCCUGUCGGCCACCUGCGGUUCCUGAGGCCCAUGUCCAUCUACUCCCCGUUGUUUGACCGAAGGCUGCUCCUCAGGAAGCUCAGUGCGGGAGACGAGGGCGAGAGGGAGGACCCGGAGGACCCGGAGGACUCCGAGGACAGUGAGCUGAGCGUGGAUGAGGCUGUGAGUGACCUGGACACGAGCCUUCGCCUGGCUCCAAAACGCUCCAGUUUACAGUUUCUGGAGCAGAGAUAUGGCUUCUUCCACUGUAAAAAGUGCAAUGUCCGAUGGGAGAGUGCUUAUGUGUGGUGCAUCUCUGGAACCAGUAAGGUUUAUUACAAGCAGCUCUGUCGCAAAUGCCAGGUGGGCUUCAACCCUUAUAGAGUGGAGUCCAUCCUCUGCAAGGGAUGUGCGCAGACCUCGUGCGCGUGCGAGAGGAGACGGAGACACAUCAACGUGAAGAAGCCUCAUCGCCAGGACCUGUGCUGUCGCUGCAGAGGCAUGAAGCUCUCCUGCGACGCCACCUACAGCUUCAAAUAUAUAGUCUAA